AUGGCGGCUUCACACCAAGCCAGCUCCACUGGGGCUGGAUGCCAUGGUACAGACGUGGCCGAGGCCGGGAGUUCUGAAGAGAGUGCACCAGGACAGAGUCCGGCUGCUCCUUCCUGUUUCCCCACGGAGCAAUCCAGGGUGGCGUUCAUCAUCAUUCUCCUGGUUGGUCAAGCGAGAGAGUCGGGAACGGCUAUGUGGGACUGCAAGCUUGACUGUUGUGUGUCUUUGAGGCAUUUACGAGGGGAUGUGGCGUUGAGACAUCGUGUCACAUGCUGCUCCAUACGGAACCCCGGUGACGUGUUCAUGGGGAAUCCCCCCUCUACGAAUGAGCGCGAUAAUGUCCAGCACGUCAGGCGAGUGCUCCAGCAGCUGCUGGAGAAUCGUUUAUUCGUUAAGUUGGAGAAGUGUGAGUUUCACGGACAGUCGGUUCCGUUCCUGGGUUUUAUUCUCUUGCCUGAAGCGCACCUGUACAAGUGUUACGCCAUGCGGGACAGCUGUGGGAUGUGUUUGAAAGCAGAUCCUCGGUUCGACUGUGGCUGGUGUGUUCAGGAGAAGAAGUGUUCGCUGAGACAGGAGUGUGCUCCUCCGGAGAGCAUCUGGAUGCACCCCAGUGCAGGAAACAGUCGCUGUGCACAUCCCAAAAUCAACAAGCUGUUUCCUGAGACUGGACCACGGCAAGGCGGAACCAGACUCACCAUCACUGGAGAGAACCUGGGUCUGCAGUUUAGGGACAUUAUGACAGGGGUUCGGCUGGGAAAAGUACCCUGUGUUCCUAUUGAAGAGGAAUACGUUAGUGCAGAAAGGAUUGUGUGUCUUCUGAAUGAUGCCACAGGAUACCGUGUGCAGGAAGCCCAGGUGGAGGUGUGUGUAAGAGACUGCCUGGCUGACUACAGAGCCCUCUCACCCAGGGCUUUCACCUUUGUGACGCCAUACUUCGGCCGUGUCCAGCCCGCUCAGGGACCUCUUUCAGGAGGAACCAGAAUCACUAUUGAAGGAAACCAUCUCAACGCUGGCAGCUCUGUGGUGGUCAACAUUGGGCGUCACUCUUGUCACUUUAAAAAGCGGAGCUCUAAAGAGAUCGUGUGCGUGACCCCGGCCGGCGUGAUUGCGGGAAGCACUCCAGUUAUGGUGGACAUAGACUCUGCUGAGCUGAGGAACCCCGAUGUGAAGUUUAACUACACAGAGGACCCCACCAUCAUGAAGAUAGACCCGGACUGGAGCAUUGCUAGUGGUGGGACUCUGCUGACGAUCAGCGGCACCAACCUGGCCACCAUUAAAGAACCCAAGAUCCGCGCCAAGUACGGCUCAGCAGAGUCCUUCCAUAACUGCACAGUUUUCAACAACUCCGUUAUGGUCUGCCUGGCCCCAUCGGUGGCUGAUUCAGAUAGAGGCUUUGCUGAGACUGGCAGUGGACCGGAUGAGAUCGGCUUCUACAUGGAUAACGUCCAGGCCCUCGUGGUCGUCAACGAGAGCUUCAGCUACUACCCGGACCCCGUCUUUGAACCCCUCAGUCCCACAGGCAUUCUGGAGCUCAAACCAACAUCUCCCCUAAUCCUGAAGGUGCACAUCUCUUCUUUCAAGUGGUUGAUGGAUCUGUGGUUAUUGAUGUGA
This is a messenger RNA of Carassius gibelio (silver crucian carp), 1611 nucleotides long. RefSeq names its product plexin-A1. Gene Ontology annotation, biological process: regulation of cell shape; negative regulation of cell adhesion; semaphorin-plexin signaling pathway involved in axon guidance. The transcript is spliced from 11 exons. The coding region runs from base 1 to 1611 and encodes 536 amino acids. The record is from RefSeq and is a predicted model, not a curated record. Gene Ontology annotation, cellular component: semaphorin receptor complex. NCBI's taxonomy places the organism in Eukaryota, Metazoa, Chordata, Actinopteri, Cypriniformes, Cyprinidae. Gene Ontology annotation, molecular function: semaphorin receptor activity.